CCUGGAAGCCGGCCACAAGGACGCCGCAGGGGCUGUUCGUGGCCGGAUUUCAUUGCCCAGUAGGCGUUCUCAGCCCCGCGCGUUCACAAGCGCUGUGAAGGACGUCGAAUAUGGGUUGCAACAGCCCUUUGUUCCUUUAAACAUGCAGUGACCCGGGAAUUGGUUUCAAGUUGCAAACAACGGUGCAGGACGCAGAGUAUGCCUGCUUUGAAUUUUGACGGAGAUACCAGCGCUCCUGGAGCCCGGCAGACUCCGUGAUCAGGAUAAACUUGAUGAUGGCAUAGUGGUCAAGCUUGUUUCUUCUGGGGCCACUCUUCUGAGAAUAUUUGAACUACCUCUGGAGCUGCCGUGUCUUGGGCAGCUAAAAGGUUGGGACUUGCAGUGCUUCUGGGUUUGUACCUUGUGGAUCUACCCUCUGAAAUGGCAUCCAUCAACCCAUGGACCUCCUGGGGUGCCCUUGUGGACCAGUCCUGGGAGAUGGCAUCUGUUGACCCGUGGACAUCCUGGGCUAUGUGUCCUCAGGAUGCUGUCUGGAACGUGGAAGGGAGCCUUGAGGAGGGGAGGAGGGCUGUUGGGCUCCCAUCAGCCCAGGUCCAGGAGCCAGUGACCUUCAAGGAUGUGGCUGUGGACUUCAGUCAAGAAGAAUGGGGACAGCUGGAUCUUGUUCAAAGGACCCUGUACCGCGAUGUGAUGCUGGAGACCUAUGGUCACCUGCUCUCUGUGGGGAAUCAGAUUGCCAAGCCUGAAGUCAUCUCUCUAUUAGAGCAAGGAGAAGAGCCAUGGUUGGUGGAGCAAGCUUAUCCUCAAAGCACUGGUCCAGAAUGGAUUAGAAAUCUUGAAAGCAAAGCAUUGAUCCCAACACGGAGUAUUUUUGAGGAAGAACAGUCCCAUGGCAUGAAGUUAGAAAGAUACAUAUGGGAUGAUCCUUGGUUCUCCAAGUUAGAAAUGUAUCACAUGAACCAGAGUACAGCUUUGAGACAAAUGGUCUUUAUGCAAAAGCAAGUACUAUCUCAGAGAGGCUCUGAAUUCUGUGAACUUGGGCCAGAGUGUAGCCAGAGCUUAAACUUCACUCCAUCUCAGAGAGUUUCUCAAAUAGAACAUUACUAUAAGCCUGAUACGUGUGGCGAAAGUUGGAGAUACAACUCAGCCAUAAUGUAUGCAGAUAAGAUUACCUGUGAAAAUACUGACUAUGAUAAAGCCUUCUACCAGUCCAUUCAACCCAUUUACCCUGCAAGAAUGCAAAGUGGAGAUAAUCUUUUUAAAUGUACUGAUGCUGUUAAAUCUUUCAAUCAUAUAAUACAUUUUGGUGAUCAUAAAGGAAUGCAUGGAAGAGAAAAAAUCUAUGAAUAUAAGAAAUGUCAUCAAAUCUUCAACCAGAACCCACCAUUUAAUGAGCAUGCAAGACUUCAUACUGGAGAAAACCAAUAUAAUUACAAAGAAUAUGAGAAUAUUUUUUACUUCUCAUCCUUUAUGGAACACCAAAAACUUGGUACUAUAGAGAAAGCAUGCAAAUACAAUGAAUGGGAGAAAGUCUUUGGGUAUGACUCAUUUCUAACUCAGCAUACAAGCACUUACACUACAGAAAAACCAUAUGAAUAUAAUGAAUGUGAGACAUCUUUCAUCUGGAGCUCUUACCUUAUUCAGCAUAAGAAAACUCACACUGGAGAAAAACCCUAUGAAUGUGAUAAAUGUGGGAAAGUGUUCAGAAAUCGUUCAGCCCUUACUAAACAUGAACGAACUCACACUGGAAUAAAGCCCUAUGAGUGUAAUAAAUGCGGGAAAGCCUUCAGCUGGAAUUCUCAUCUUAUAGUACAUAAGAGAAUCCAUACAGGAGAAAAACCUUAUGUAUGUAAUGAAUGUGGGAAAUCUUUCAACUGGAACUCCCAUCUUAUUGGACACCAGAGAACUCAUACUGGGGAGAAACCUUUUGAAUGUACUGAAUGUGGGAAGUCUUUCAGUUGGAGCUCCCAUCUUAUUGCUCAUAUGCGAAUGCACACUGGAGAGAAGCCCUUUAAAUGUGAUGAAUGCGAAAAAGCUUUUAGGGAUUAUUCAGCUCUUAGUAAACAUGAACGAACUCACUCUGGUGCAAAACCGUAUAAAUGUACUGAAUGUGGAAAAUCCUUUAGCUGGAGCUCCCAUCUUAUUGCCCAUCAGAGAACUCACACAGGAGAGAAACCCUAUAACUGUCAGGAAUGUGGCAAAGCAUUCAGAGAACGUUCAGCCCUCACAAAACAUGAAAUAAUCCAUUCUGGAAUUAAACCCUAUGAAUGUAAUAAGUGUGGAAAAUCCUGCAGCCAGAUGGCUCACCUUGUUAGGCAUCAAAGAACUCAUACUGGAGAAAAACCCUAUGAAUGCAAUAAAUGUGGAAAGUCCUUCAGUCAGAGCUGUCACCUUGUUGCUCAUCGUAGAAUUCACACUGGUGAGAAGCCAUAUAAAUGUAACCAGUGUGAAAGAUCCUUUAACUGUAGCUCCCACCUUAUUGCACAUCGGAGAACUCAUACUGGAGAGAAACCAUACAGGUGUAAUGAAUGUGGGAAAGCAUUUAAUGAGAGUUCUUCUCUUAUAGUACACCUGAGAAACCAUACUGGAGAAAAACCCUACAAAUGUAAUCAUUGUGAGAAAGCUUUUUGUAAGAAUUCUUCUCUUAUUAUUCAUCAGAGAAUGCAUAGUGGAGAGAAACGCUUUAUAUGCAAUGAAUGCGGAAAAGCCUUUAGUGGUCACUCAGCCCUACUUCAGCACCAGAGAAAUCACAGUAAAGAGAAACUGAAUUGAA
Messenger RNA from Tupaia belangeri chinensis (Chinese tree shrew), 2773 nucleotides. Its product is annotated as zinc finger protein 606. Gene Ontology annotation, cellular component: nucleus. The coding region runs from base 421 to 2772 and encodes 783 amino acids. Gene Ontology annotation, biological process: regulation of transcription by RNA polymerase II. The transcript has 8 exons. NCBI's taxonomy places the organism in Eukaryota, Metazoa, Chordata, Mammalia, Scandentia, Tupaiidae. The record is from RefSeq and is a predicted model, not a curated record. Gene Ontology annotation, molecular function: DNA-binding transcription factor activity, RNA polymerase II-specific; RNA polymerase II transcription regulatory region sequence-specific DNA binding.